Zasmidium cellare ATCC 36951 is the source of this 1368-nucleotide messenger RNA. RefSeq lists its product as uncharacterized. The record is from RefSeq and is a predicted model, not a curated record. Gene Ontology annotation, cellular component: mitochondrion. NCBI's taxonomy places the organism in Eukaryota, Fungi, Ascomycota, Dothideomycetes, Mycosphaerellales, Mycosphaerellaceae. The transcript is spliced from 3 exons. Gene Ontology annotation, molecular function: metal ion binding. The coding region runs from base 1 to 1368 and encodes 455 amino acids.
AUGAUCUCGCGCGCCGCCAUCCAGCGACAGGCUCAGCGCGCCCUCCGCCAGUCGUGGCAGCCGUCGACUAGGGGCUAUGCCUCCCCAGCUUCCGGCUCGCUCGCAUACCAGCAGGGAGACGCCAAUGGCAUCAAGUACGCCAGCAGAGACUACGCCGGUCCUGUCACCACACUGGCCCUUGUGUCCAAAGCUGGCACCAGGCAUCAGAUCCUCCCAGGUGUCGCAGAGGGCCUGGAACGAUACGCGUUUAGGUCCACCGAGCGACGUUCGACCCUGCGGAUACAACGCGAAUCUGAGCUGCUAGGCUCUGAGCUCCUCCGUUACCACACCCGCGAGAACCUUGUCGUUGGAGCCAAGUUCCUGCGAGACGACCUGCCCUACUUCGUCGAGCUACUCGCCGAGGUCGCCAGCCAGACCAAGUACCAGCAACACAUCGUCAAUGAGGAAAUCAUCCCACUCAUGGAGCUCAACGCAAAGCUACGACUGGCAAACACCCUGGCCAUUGCGCAAGAGAGCGUACACAGCCUUGCUUUCCACCGUGGACUGGGCGCACCGCUUCACCCAACUUCGACGAACCUCUACAAGAACUACGUUACCGCCGAUGCCCUUGCCGAGUACGCUGGUGGUGCAUACGCCAAGCCCAACUUUGCCAUCGUUGCCAACGGCGUCGACCAUGGCGAGCUCAGCAAGUGGGUUGGUGAGUUCUUCACUGACGUCCCUGCCCAGUCAGCCAUCGACAUCAAGUCCGAGCAGUCCAAGUACUACGGCGGUGAGGAGCGCAUUGCACACGCAUCCGGCAACUCCCUCGUCAUUGCUUUCCCUGGAUCAAGCUCUCCAACUGGUUCAUUCUACAAGCCUGAGGUGGCUGUUCUCGCAGCACUUCUCGGCGGAGAGACUAGCAUCAAGUGGGCAUCCGGAUUCUCCCUCCUUUCCAAGGCCGCUGAACAGACUCCACUCUUGCAAGUCUCCACCAAGUCAAACAUCUACACCGACGCUGGUCUGCUCGUCACCAGCUUGAACGGCACCGCCUCGGACAUCCGUGCCACCGCCCCCAAGGUCGUCGAGACUCUCAAGGCUGUCGCGCAGAACAUCAGUGAGGAGGAGUUCAACAAGGCCAAGGCUCUUGCCAAGUUCAAGGAGCUCGAGUUUGCAUCUGGCACUCAGGCCGCUAUUGAGUACACUGGUGCUGGCCUGACCCGGGACGGCAAGCCAUACCAGAUCAACGAGGUGGCCUCAUCGAUCGAUGGCGUGACCGCGGACAAGGUGAAGCAGGUGGCGAAGGAGGCUCUUGAAAACAAGGCGUCUGUCAGCGCUGUCGGUGACCUUUUCGCGUUACCUUAUGCUGAGGAGAUCGGCCUGAAAGUGUAA